UAACGAAUAACUACCUGCAUCUGGGAAAUGCAGCAGGCAUUUGAAAUAUUCAUUCAUUUUAUGUAAUCAAUUCACAUGCAAUCCCCAAGACGAUGUUUUCCAGGAGCAGUUCAAACUUCAAGGGUUCCCCGCCUUGCUUGUGUUUCAGGGGACAUAGGGACAUGGAACAACCUAGCCAUCCCCAUUACGUCAACAGCACCUGGACAUCUUUCUUCUCUUCAUGUAAUUCUCUAAACCCUCCCUACUAACGAACAACUGCAAUAAUAUCAAGAUGGCGCCGCACGAAGGCUUGGUCCACCUAAAGGAAUACGACUGGAGGGACAGCAAUGUCGAAAAUAUAGGAUCAGAACUUGAUCACAAGGUCAAAUACAAUUCAGCGUCUACAGAACCUGCAUGGCAGGAAGUCGGACAUGCCGCCGGUCUUCACGUUUGGCGAAUCGAGGAUUUUGAGGUAGUCCCGUGGCCAAAAGAUCGGUACGGCGACUUUCACGAGGGAGACAGUUACAUCGUCUUGCACUCGUACAAAGUAGGAAGCAAGGAUGGUGAGCAGAAGCUUGCUCACGACAUCUUCUUUUGGCUCGGAAGCAAGACAUCGCAAGACGAAGCGGGCACGGCCGCUUAUAAAACGGUCGAGCUCGACGAAUUCUUACAUGGCGUCGCAACGCAGCAUCGAGAGCUCCAGAAGGAGCCUUCCGACGAUUUUGUCGCUCUGUUCUCUCGCAUCCGAAUCCUUUCUGGUGGUGCUCGCUCUGGCUUCACGCACGUCGAAACCGAGGAGGAACCGAAGGAUACUCUGAUGCUGCUUAGGAUCUUCAAGCAUCCGUCUGCUAAGCGGGCAGACUCCGUUAUGGUCUACGAAGUUGAACCUACCUGGCAGAGUCUCGACGAGAACGACGUCUUCGUAUUGGAGCGUAAGGAUAAGAUCUGGGUCUGGCAGGGCAAGAAUUGUAGCCCGAUGGAGAAAGCAAAGGCUGCCCAAGUUGUUCACGACAUGACCAUUGCGAAGCACAUCGAUGUCGAAGUGCUGUCACAAGAAGAAGCGAGGUCUCGAACUGUUGUUGCUAUGCUAGGGGGUGAAGACGUUGGGGAAUCGCUUAAAGCCCCUCGGCCGAUUAUCUCGUCUAGCGGUCACACUGUCGGUCGUCGCCCUCGCAGACUUUUCCGCUUGUCGGAUGCCUCCGGCCAGUUGAGGUUCGACAUAGUCAAAGAAGGCACCGAUAUUAACGAGGCAGAUCUAGAUAGCAAUGAUGUUUUCCUUCUUGACACGGGCGAUACUGUUUGGGUCUGGCAAGGUUCAAGAGCAAGCAAGACAGAAAAGGCCAUGUGGAUUAAGGUGGCCGAAUCAUACAUUCGGCGACUUGGAGAGGACGAUGACAAAGCAUAUCUAAGCCCAAUAUCCAAGGUAGUCGAGGGCAACGAAAGUCCGGCAUUUAUCAAGGCUCUUGAGGCGUGAUGGAGGCUUUUUCUUUACUGCCACUACUACCACCCCUUUUUCGUCUUGCUGGACUCGACACAAGCGCCGAAUUAUUUCGUACUAAAAAAUCCAGUCUUGUAUAGGCGCAACAUUGAUUUUUAAAUCGUGAAGCUAAUGAGCUUGAAUAACUUGGACUUGAAACUAUUUCAUUAGUAAUAUCUCGUAGAUGCAAUUAAAAGGAUUAAGCACGG
Molecule: messenger RNA, 1665 nt
Organism: Annulohypoxylon truncatum
Lineage: Eukaryota; Fungi; Ascomycota; Sordariomycetes; Xylariales; Hypoxylaceae
Product: putative actin-binding protein Fragmin
Exons: 1
Coding region: 272-1453 (393 amino acids)
Molecular function (GO): actin filament binding
Source: RefSeq, a predicted model, not a curated record